Messenger RNA from Ceratosolen solmsi marchali, 3448 nucleotides. RefSeq lists its product as uncharacterized. Bases 278 to 3163 code for a protein of 961 amino acids. Gene Ontology annotation, cellular component: nucleus. The record is from RefSeq and is a predicted model, not a curated record. The transcript is spliced from 13 exons. Gene Ontology annotation, biological process: positive regulation of protein phosphorylation; DNA damage response; cell population proliferation. NCBI's taxonomy places the organism in Eukaryota, Metazoa, Arthropoda, Insecta, Hymenoptera, Agaonidae.
AAACAUUCCUACUUUUCGUUAAUUUUUAUGUUUGCCUGGAUUUUAUCAAGAGAAAAGUAUGUAGUUGUAUUAUAGUUAUUGCCAGUAAAAUCACUUUUCAAUUGUCUUGAAAUAUUUUUAGAGAAAAUUAUUUACUGUGUUGGAAAAAAAUAGGAUAUAUUUACAAGCGAUGAAGAAAAUGAUAUUUUUGUUAAAUACAUUCAGCUAGGAUUUAAUAUUUUGUACAUUACAUCAAUCUAGCUUGACACAUUUGACAAGAAUUUGUAGAUGCUUAAACAUGACGUCUCCCGAGGAAUUAAAGUUACAAAAAGUUCUUGAAUUAUUUUUAAUCCCAGAUUACAAUAUCGUAAGAACAACUUACUUAGAUUUAUUACUUAUGCAUAUUGGUGAGGAAAUUAAAAAAGGUAAAAUUAUACUACAAAAUCAAGUUAUUUCACAAAUUACACAAAAUUGGAUAUAUAUUGCAUUGAAUACAUGGAACGAAAAUUGGAAACCAUGUCAAAAUGUAUCGAUUUUUACAAUUAAAUUAAUAGGUCUAAUGUCAGAGAAUGAAUCAAUCUUCAUUAAAUUAUGUCAAAACAAUGUUCAUAAAAAGACGUGUUCAAUUUUUGAUUUAGAAAAGAAAGAUUUAUCGGCAUCCAUGAAGAUGGCUUUCACAACAUUUUUCAUUAAUUUACUCGAACAUUGUAGUGGACGACAAUGGAUUGCUGAAACAGGCACAUGGAAGGAAAUAUUAAGGUUUGCACAGUUAAAUCACACAAUGUAUGUGACGAGAGAGAGUAAAAAAUUUCUUUCUGUAUUUCUUGUUCAAGAAAGCCAUAAUCGGAAAUUGUGUGAAGAAAUCAUUCUUGCAGUUACCGAGCCCCUAAUAAACGCAACACUUGAUUCUCAAGUCAAUAGCCAAUUAUGUAUUAUUGACAAGAACGUCCUCUUUGAUCAAAAUAAUCUUUUAUUAACGACACUGGAUCUAUUAUUGGCGAUACUGGACUAUGCAAGCUUUUGUGAUCUUGUAAAUCCAAUACCUGCUAUGUUUGAAGAAUUUACUGCUUUAGAAAGUCGCGUUAAUGUUGUAUUCGAAGUGAGUAUCAGCACUCCAUUUAUGAAAACAGUACAUAAGUUAUCCAAGCUGCUCAUAUUCACCAAACUGAGAUCCUCGCUUGAAGAGUCACAUCUCAUAUCGGAGAAAGUCUUUGAGCAGUUCUGUCUGGGAUUAUGCUACAAUUCUACUAUGCUAUUGUCCAAAAAGUAUAUAUUAGAUCUUGUAAUAUCAAAAAAGUUGGGACUCAUUUAUUGGAAAAGGCUGAAUAAAUUAAAAAAAAUGGAAGUACCCAAACCUUACAAGGUUGAGAAUCAAGCUAUAGCAUUAAUGAUUCUACCUUUAUGCGUGACAAUGAAACCCAAAUAUAUGAAAGUUCACUAUCUCUUUGAAGAGUUUAUGGAAAAACUGUUUGCUGUGACUUGUACACCUGUUCAGAGGCUCGCCUACUCUAUAAGAGACGUCAUUUGUAAAAAUGACUUCCCAAUGGAAUUCAUUUGUAAAUCAACCGUUGAUCACUUAUUAGAAAUUGUCGAUAUUAUGGAUAGGGAAUCAGCGGUAAUAGUAUUCCAAACACUGUGCCACGCGCUCAAAAAUUUCAUCGCUAAGUCCGAGGGCAACAGCAAUCCAUCCACGGACUCGCUGAACCCAAGCAGUGGCACCACAAAUGUUCAUCAGCUGAAAAAAAAAGUCUACCGGCACUUCCUCGACGGCGAUCCCAUUAACGAUAAGCGCACGCUCUUGGCUGCUCUUCUUAAUGGUCUUAACGUGCUCACCGAGAAGUUCAAGCUCAAAUGGCAGGAGUGCGUCGAGACCAUAUGCGUGCUUUCCAUCGCCCAAGAUAUACUUAAUCACCCAGGCGUGGAUUCCAAGAUAUGCACGCUGGCACUGAAAACAUGUAAGCUGUCAAUUGAAAAUUUUAUGCCGCCGAAUUUGGCAUUACUAGUCGAUUUUGAUGAUCACACGAGGGAAAUCGGGCCUACUUUAUUCAAACGAAUUCAUGAUGCAAACUGGGAGGUACAGGAUAGCGUACUUGAAAUCCUUAAAACCAUCGCUUGCCUCUCGGAAAAUAAAUAUCCUCCGUACCAAAAUUUCUUGCUCGAAAAUCAUUUUCUACAAGUGGCAGUUGAUAUUGCAAAGAACGACAGUGAAAGUUACGUACGAGCUUCCGCGUUGACUUUUAUUUCUACGGCUGUGCGAAUUAAUUCACUUUGGGAUAAGCUGCUGAGUCAAUUAAAUUUAUUGGAUUUAGCCAUGAAGUUAGUUUACACGGAGAAUGAGGCUAUCGUUAGAAGAGAAGCUGUGAUUUUAAUAAAGGAGCUGUACGUUUACAGAAAGUGGCAGAGACAAAUGGUAAAUUCAAUGAGUCAAGCAAUGACCGUCGCUGCCGUUUUAGAUUUACACUGGGAAGUGAAGAUCAAUGCAUUGGAAUUUUGGAGGCACUUCAUAAAAUCUCAUUUGACUGAUCAAGGCAUGCUCGAUGGUCAUUUUCCAACCGUCACUUUCUCCAAAGAGCAUAGGAAAAUUAUGUCACUUGACGAGACUGAAAUUAAGCACAGACUCAAUAAGACUCUUGAUGAAUUGGCCAGACAACGCUGUCUUGGGGUGUUACUAGUGGCCCUGAACGACGAAAGCGAUUUGGAAGUGUCGAAAACAUCGGCCAACAUAAUUUCCGAGUUACGUCGACUCCUCGUCAAGUACAAAAUUCACGAGACAACUGUGGAGGUAGACUUGUCGCAAAACUGUACCAUCAACGAUAUGCAAUGCGAGAAGGAAAUAGAUACGGACUCCGGAAAUGGCCGUGAUGCUUCGCGAUCGAGUGCCGCCUUCAAUGUAAUCGAGGAGAUCGUGGACGCGAGCGAUGCGAAUCUUCUUGCCUCGAUUUACCGAAACUCCAUGAAAAUGGACGAUAAUUAUGGCGAUUACACGAGCCACCAAACAUUCGAGUACAUCGAGACGGUGAAGAGAGCCGACUUUCUCAAGACGAUCUUCAAUUUUGAUUUCGAGAGCUACAUUAAAGAGCGCAGCGAGUGGCUGCAGAAUUACACAAGCAGCUUCGAUUCCGUCCUCGAUGAUAUCCUUAUCGUUAACGAUAGAAAGGACGUCAAUAUUAUGGAUUGUUAUUAAAAGUCUAAUGUUCUCGUUAGAUUUCAAUUACCUUGAUUUUCAUUGAUUUGCCAGAUCGGACAGGUCGUCGUCUAUUUAUCGGUAAAGAAAUCGUUAAAUAAAUAUAUAAAGCAAAUUGAAUGAUAUCACGAAGAUACAAAAUGGGAUUGAAUCUUGGAACAGAAAAUUAAAAAUGUGCAAUAUACGGAUAUCCAUAAAAAUUAUCUUUACUUGUUCAGUCUGCGAUUCUGUGUUGUCUGUAAGAAUAAUAAAAGUUAUAUCUUUUUUAUUGAACUAUCUUGGGCG